AUGUUUCAUGAAGUCAGCUUAACUCUAUCCAGAGACGGUGUUCUCAGUCUUGCUGAUGAUAGUGAUGAUGUCAAGAAAAGUGAAGCUGCUUCCAGGAGAAGAAUUCAAAAUGAGAAACGUUUAUGCUCUCUGGAUAAUCUACACUACAUUUAUACACGUUUUUGCAUUAUCAGCGCAGAUAAACAACCAUUGAAUAUCAACUCUCCACUCACGACAACUGAAUUAUGCUUUGCUAUUCGACAAGCUAUCGACAGUACAAUAAAAGAUUUAUUUGGUCAUUUCUCUGGUCUACCAGUACUAUAUUAUGAUUUAUUAUUCUGCCGACAAGAUGAUAACAGUAAUAAUAAAAAUAAUAAUAAUAACAGUUAUCAAUCAUCAAUUCGUUCAUGGUCUAUUAUACUAGCUGUACCAUUUAAUAAUGUAGAAAAGGUAAUAGCAGCAUUAAGUUUUAUGACAAAUGAUUUAGCCGGUGAAGAAUUUAUCAACACACUGCUUGGCGGUGAAUCAAUAAAUUUAAAAUGUUACAAUAAUUCAUUAAAAUUCUAUGCAGAUGUUAUAUCAGUUUCUAAUUCAUUAUUUAAUCUAUCAUGUAUACCUGUAUUUUAUAAUCUGAAAUGA
Molecule: messenger RNA, 618 nt
Organism: Trichobilharzia szidati
Lineage: Eukaryota; Metazoa; Platyhelminthes; Trematoda; Strigeidida; Schistosomatidae
Source: the annotation of a GenBank genome assembly